AUGUUCAUUUUCCUUGUUAACCAUUCGGAAAACUUUGUUGAUCCGCAGUGCAUGGAACAUACAAACACGAUUGAAGCAGUAUGUACUUGGAAUGGUAUCAAGCAAAAUGUCACGGCGCGACAUCGCAACGUUAAGUUGCGUGCAGAUGGUCAAGAUGAGGAUGGUUUUGAAAGUCUUAUCAAUACUAUAUUGGAGGAUCAUCAUGAAGAUGGUCAUCGACGUGGUCGUCGACGACGCAUUGACGACUCGAGUGAUGAAUAA
Lichtheimia ornata is the source of this 261-nucleotide messenger RNA. RefSeq lists its product as uncharacterized. The transcript has 6 exons. The coding region runs from base 1 to 261 and encodes 86 amino acids. The record is from RefSeq and is a predicted model, not a curated record. NCBI's taxonomy places the organism in Eukaryota, Fungi, Mucoromycota, Mucoromycetes, Mucorales, Lichtheimiaceae.